Talaromyces rugulosus is the source of this 2400-nucleotide messenger RNA. RefSeq lists its product as uncharacterized. Gene Ontology annotation, biological process: alcohol metabolic process. Gene Ontology annotation, molecular function: oxidoreductase activity, acting on NAD(P)H; zinc ion binding; alcohol dehydrogenase (NADP+) activity. The record is from RefSeq and is a predicted model, not a curated record. The coding region runs from base 1 to 2400 and encodes 799 amino acids. Lineage: Eukaryota; Fungi; Ascomycota; Eurotiomycetes; Eurotiales; Trichocomaceae. The transcript is spliced from 4 exons.
AUGGUAUCUGAAAUCCCAUUGUCAAGGACGGCUCUAGUCAAGGUCUCUCCUGGUCAAGCCGUUAUAACUACCCAGCCCAUGCCAGCUCUUCGACCAGGUUACAUGCUUGUCCAGACCAAGGCGGUUGCUUUGAACCCCGCCGACUGGACCGAUAUUGACUACAUCGGCCCCCCUGAUAUCCCCAACGAAGCUGUAUCCUUGAGUCAAAGCCGAUACGAAGGUUGUACUAUUGGCCUAGACUACGCAGGAAUUGUUGUGAAAGUCGAGCCAUUUGUUAACGUUACUGGGAAAUUAAAACCACGGACAUUCCAGCCUGGAGACCGUGUAUUUGGCUCCUCGCAUGGUUGCAACGCUUUUAAUAUCGAACAUGGAGCAUUUGCAGAUUACAUCGUUGUAAAAUCAGAUCUACAGAUGCACAUUCCCGACCAUAUGAACUUUGAAGACGCGGCAAGUUUGGGAGUCGGCGUGCUUUCGGCUGGAAUGGGCUUGUUUCACGCCAGUGGACAAGGGAUCCCGUCUGACUUAUCGAGUGAGGCAAUAGUACCUGGCGGUAAAAUUAAUGACAAAGGGUGGAUACUAGUGUAUGGGGGCUCGACUGCAACUGGAAGUAUUGCGAUACAACUUGCUAAAUUGGCCGGAUAUAAAGUUGUAACUACUUGCUCUCCGCGAAACUUUGACCUUGCUCAACGGCUAGGCGCUGACGCUGUUUUCGACUACAAAAGCCCAAAUGUAUCUUCUCUCAUAAGUAAAGCAACUUCGAAUACUCUCCGAUUUGCUUUUGACACCGUGGCCACGGAUCCGACAGCGGCAAUAUGUGCAAAUUCCUUUGCUCCCCCACUGAAAGGGGACUCGGGAGAAGUAGACAUGAACCCGGCAUUAUACGUGUGCCUCCUAUAUCCACAGCUCCCACAGAACACGCCAUUUGCGGUGGAGAAGCGUUUUUUUCUAGGUUACUCUUGCUGGGGUUAUGAAUAUUACUUUGAAGGAGAAAUCCUUCCUGCCUCGGCGGCGGAUCACGAUUUUGGUGUCGAAAUCACGCAUAUUGUGGAAAGGUUGCUCCAGAAAAAGGUGCUUAAAAAUCACCCAGUCAGUGUUAAUGAAAACGACACCCAAAAAGGAGGCUUGGAAGGAGUAUUGAUAGGAUUGGAUAAGUUGAGGAAAGGCGAGGUUAGCGGGAGGAAGCGCUUAUCGAUAAGGACAGGCGGACCUCGGCAAAACCAGCUUCUCCACACCGCGACGAGUAUCUUCUCCAUCCUCAGUGCGAACAGCUGCAAUCUCUUCGAACCAAUUCUUGACAAAACAUUAGACAUGGCCAACACUUUCAAGGGCUGGGUUGCCCACUCGGCCACUAGUCCGCUCACCUUCACUACGUUCCAGCCCAAGCCAUUCACGCCGACUGACAUCGAAAUCGCCGUGUCACACUGCGGUAUCUGCGGCACCGAUCUGCACACUUUGCGCUCCGGCUGGGGACAAACGGAUUACCCCUGUGUCCUGGGCCAUGAAAUCAUCGGGUCGGUGAUACAGAUGGGCUCCGCAGUGUCUCAUUCAAGCAAGUUCAGCCUAGGGGAUCGUGUUGGAAUCGGCGCGCAGAGCGGCGCCUGUCUGCGGGCUGAUUGCGAAGCGUGUGCCGACGGACAGGAAAACUACUGUUCGCGCAUUGUCGGAACGUAUAACGGGCGAUACGCUGACCGAAGCCGGUCCUGUGGUGGAUACGCGACUCGCUGGCGGGGUCCAGCGCAUUUUGUCUUCAAGAUUCCAGAUGCUUUGCCAUCGGCCGCUGCGGCGCCACUGCUGUGCGGUGGGGUGACGGUGUUUGCCCCCUUACGGAAAUACGGCGCAGGACCGGGCAAGUCAGUGGGUAUCGUGGGCAUUGGAGGAUUGGGCCAUUUGGGAAUUCUGCUGGCCAAAGCAAUGAGGUGUAGUCGCGUCGUAGCGAUCUCGCGAACGGGGAAGAAACGAAAGGACGCACUGGAUGAAAAGACCGGACUGGGGGCAGACUCCUUCAUUGCCACGGACGAGGAAGACAAAUGGGGCAGGGUACACGCCCGCACGUUGGAUCUGAUUAUCUGCACGGUCGAUGGAUAUGAAAUGCCCCUGGGCCAGUAUCUACGAUUGCUCAAGGUCGGAGGGACCUUUGUGCAGGUGGGAGCCCCCGAGGGACCACUACCCCAGCUCCAUGCGUGGUCCCUGAUCCAAAAGGGCAUUCAACUGACCGGAUCGAAUAUCGGAUCGCCGGAAGAUAUCCGGCAAAUGCUACAGCUGGCGGCCGAAAAGCGUGUUCUUCCGUGGGUCGAGCAAAGGCCGAUGCAUGAUGUCAAUAAUGCCCUGGCCGACAUGCAUGCUGGCAAGGCACGAUUUCGAUACGUAUUAGUUAAUGAUGCAGACUCGGCCAAGUUAUGA